Molecule: messenger RNA, 1986 nt
Organism: Lodderomyces parapsilosis
Lineage: Eukaryota; Fungi; Ascomycota; Pichiomycetes; Serinales; Debaryomycetaceae
Exons: 1
Coding region: 1-1986 (661 amino acids)
Biological process (GO): ribosome-associated ubiquitin-dependent protein catabolic process; rescue of stalled cytosolic ribosome
Cellular component (GO): RQC complex
Molecular function (GO): tRNA binding; ribosomal large subunit binding
Source: RefSeq, a predicted model, not a curated record
AUGUCCCCACCAACAGAUACCAUAGAGAAGCAGAUAUCAGAAUUGAAUAUUGAUGAGAAUUCUCCAAACGUUAUUCAUCAAAAGAAGCUAGCUGCCGAGAGGUUGAAUAAAGCUAAAACAAAGCGUGAUCAAGAGAUUCAAAAUUUAAAAGAUGAGCAAGCCACGAAUGCAAGAAAAGGCGAAUUGAUUCAACUACACUCCGGCCUCGUGGAUGAAUGCAGGCAAUACAUUAAAAAGUUUGUUGAUCAACUGAUGGAUUGGACGAAUAUGGAGUUAGCAAUUGGACUUGAUAAGAAGAAACCCGGAUCAAUCGCUAGGUAUUUUGAAUUACCAUUGCAAUUAAAGGAAAAUCGAUUUGUCGUUAGAUUGAAGGAUCCAGAUUGCUUUGAUGACAGUAAAGGUAAAUUUGAUGUCUCUGAUAGUGACUCCAAUAACGAAUCUGAGUCUGAAUCUGAGUCUGGAUCUGAGUCUGGAUCUGAGUCUGAAUCUGAGUCUGAUAGUGGCCAUGAUACCGAUGAAAAGAGUGGGACAAGGACCCCUACAAAUGUCACAUCCCAAACCCAGUCCCCUGACAAGUACACAAACGAAGGAGUACUGGUGAGCAUAGAUUACACUUUGAGUUCCUACGCUAAUGCUAGCAUCUACUUUGAAAGCAAGAAAGCUGCCGAAUCAAAGCAGGCAAAGAUUGAAAAGGGUGCUGAAAUUGCAUACAAAAAUGCCGAGAAGAAGAUCAAUCAGGAUUUGGUGAAAAAUUUGAGACGUGAAAAUGGGACCUCUUCCAACGCGGAAAGAGAGAAGUUUUGGUUUGAAUCAUUUUACUGGUUUGUUUCAAGUGAAGGGUAUCUAUGUUUGGCCGGUAGAAGCAAAUCACAAACUGACUUACUUUAUUUCAAGUACUUUAGUGAUGAUGAUUUUCUUGUGAGCUCUGAAAUUGAAGGAUCGUUGAAGGUUUUUGUUAAAAAUCCCCUCAAAGGGGAAUCUGUACCACCAACGACAAUUUUACAAGCAGGCAUCUUUGCAAUGGCUGCUUCGCAAGCUUGGAAUGGGAAGAUUAAUACAGCAGCUUGGGUAUUGCAUGGAAGUGAAAUUUCUAAAUAUAAUCUGUCAGGUGCCUUGCUUCCUGCUGGUGAGUUUGAAUACCUUGCGAAAAAGCAUUUCCUACCUCCAGCUCAACUCGUUAUGGGCUUUGGCUUGUAUUUUUUGGUUGAUGAAGGGUCAGCUGAAGGACACAAAAUUCAACGUGUCCAAAAGGAAAAAGAGCACGGUUUGGUGAGGGUAUUGGAUAAUAAAAAACGAGUAUUUGAAAAGACAAAAGUGACAAAUGUAAAGACAGAGGAUGAUGUACAAGAACCUGUGCGUGAACAUGCACACGACGCUAGUGAGAAAGAUCCUGGAAUCGACGAUACUUCAAAUACUAGGGGCAAGAAAUCCAAAUCGAAGAAAAAUGUUUCAAAGUAUGACGAUUUUGAUGCUGAGGAGAAGGAAUUAAGAAUGAAGUUGUUGGGAAUUGGCAAGAAGAAGGAAUCUCAAAAGGAGAAGAAGCUGCUGCUGCUGGAUACACCAAAUGUGAAAGGAGAAACAAGAGAGGAAACUAAUCAAAAACACGAGAAAGAGGUGCAAGAAUAUCUACUUGAAACAGAUGCGGCGAAUGAAACACUCUCCUCAUUCUUUGACACGUUGGAUUUCCUAUCAUCCAAACCCGCAGUUGGCGAUACAGUGCUUGAUAUAGUUCCCGUGUUUGCACCUUGGUCAGCGUUACAGAGAUUCAAGUAUAAAGCAAAGAUUCAGCCAGGAUUGGCCAAAAAGGGUAAAUCAAUUAACGAAAUCAUCAACUAUUUUACUCAUAGACGUUUGGAUAACAAUAGAUCUGAUCCAGACUUGGAUUGGCCAACUGAAAGAGAACUUGUUAAUGCUGUCAAGCCCAAUGACUUGAUGGGUGUAUUUUCUGUGAACAAGAUGAGAUUGAUUGUUCCAAAGAAUAAGUAG